Molecule: messenger RNA, 357 nt
Organism: Cryptosporidium ubiquitum
Lineage: Eukaryota; Apicomplexa; Conoidasida; Eucoccidiorida; Cryptosporidiidae
Exons: 1
Coding region: 1-357 (118 amino acids)
Source: RefSeq, a predicted model, not a curated record
AUGAGUCCAAUUACUAUUGAAGACCUUUCAGAGAUUGAUGACGAUAACAUCAGACAGCUUGCUACGACAAUUAUCAAAGGAAACCUUAAUGAGCCAUCAGAAUCGAGAUAUAUCAAUGAAAUCCUAAAUUCCACAGUUGAACAACUUAAUCAAAAAGCUCAACACCUUAGUCAAAGUAUUAAAGAAAAGAACAAAAAACUCCAGGAGAUGACCGACGAGCUCCAGUUUAUGAACAUUAGUCUACAACAACUCGACUCACCUAAAGCUCUUAAAAAAAUGACGCUAAAGGAGCUUAAACAACACUGCUCAUCUCUAAGAUCUAUUAUGAGCAGUUACCUUGACUCCUUUAAUCAAUAA